This is a messenger RNA of Lytechinus variegatus (green sea urchin), 4709 nucleotides long. Its product is annotated as ras-related protein Rab-11B-like. Gene Ontology annotation, biological process: exocytosis. Gene Ontology annotation, molecular function: GTPase activity; GTP binding. The record is from RefSeq and is a predicted model, not a curated record. The transcript has 5 exons. The coding region runs from base 263 to 916 and encodes 217 amino acids. Lineage: Eukaryota; Metazoa; Echinodermata; Echinoidea; Temnopleuroida; Toxopneustidae. Gene Ontology annotation, cellular component: recycling endosome.
ACCGAAUCCGAAGACUAAUGUCUAUCUCAAAUACCUUCGAGAAAUCGUCCAAAUCUAACGACAUCGGUGAAGUUUACCCUCCAAUAUUAUUUUGAUAUUCUAAUUGAUAACCAGAUCAAAACGAUUCGAUUUUUAUUGAUCAGAUUAUUGCUCAUCAUUUUAUGUUUAUUUGGGAAUCCCUACCGGUGACAUAUCCGGAAGUCACUUCUCAGGGGCGUAACCGAACAGGUUGAAAGAAUUUACGAACUCGAAGAGAUACAAGAUGGGUACGAAAGAUGAUGAGUACGAUUAUUUAUUUAAAGUUGUUCUCAUUGGAGACUCUGGUGUGGGCAAGAGUAACCUGCUAUCAAGAUUUACAAGGAAUGAAUUCAACUUAGAAAGCAAAAGCACAAUUGGUGUGGAGUUUGCAACGAGAAGCAUACAAGUUGACAACAAGACGAUAAAAGCACAGAUAUGGGACACAGCAGGUCAAGAAAGAUAUAGGGCAAUUACCAGUGCAUAUUACAGAGGGGCAGUAGGAGCGUUGCUUGUAUACGACAUUGCAAAGCAUCUAACGUAUGAAAAUGUAGAACGGUGGCUCAAAGAACUUAGAGACCAUGCAGAUAAUAAUAUUGUUAUAAUGUUAGUUGGCAACAAGAGUGAUCUGAGGCAUUUGAGGGCGGUCCCAACAGACGAAUCCAAAGUCUUUGCAGAAAGAAAUACACUAUCCUUCAUAGAAACUUCAGCCUUGGAUUCAACAAAUGUAGAACAAGCCUUUGUUCAAAUUUUGACAGAAAUUUACAAGAUAGUGUCACAGAAGAACAUUCGAGAUGGUGGUAACGGUGAGGACUCGCCCAGUUCAGAUGUGAAACCCAUAACCAUUCCACCCACACAUGGCUACACUGAACCCAAUAAGAGGAAAUGCUGUCAAUCAUAAGGUCCAAUCUUCUUAAUGGCUCAUCACUCACACACAGGGAGAUGUUAAAGAAAAAAUAAGAUAAUGAAAGGAAAUAGAUAUUGAAAAUAUUAUGUAAUAUUAUCUCCAACUCUCUUGGUUAUCCUGUUUAUGGCCGAAUGGGUUGGGGAUUGAUACCGUACGAGUCGUAGGAAUAUUGUGGCAGAUUCGACCCUCUAUCUUUUGUACAAAUCUAUUUGGUGUGUGUGUAAUUUACGGAGAUAUUCUGUGAAACUUUGCAGUAAGGAUGGCGGGGAAACUAAAACUUGUCUGUCAGUACUGCUGGUUGAGAAAAAAAAUGAAUUAAAAUCUAUUGUACAGAAGAUGAGAAAUGAUGGAAAGUCUUGCCUCUGUGGAUAAACUUGUGGCUACAUUGCUCUGGUUCCUAUACAAAUAUGCCCCAUGACAAAGGGAAAGACAGUCAAUGUUGAUAACACUCCUGUGCUAUGCAUAUAUACCAUUUUAGGAACUGCCUGUUACUGUGAUGGUAAUGAGCAAAUGCUCACCAGAGAGCUUUGUCAUAUGCAGAGCAAUGUAGCUGUAAAACUUGUUUGAUAUUAAAGAAAAUGUAGCAAUUUUGAAUUGAAAGAAAGAUGAAUGAUUUGUGUGGUUAAUUAGAGGUGAAUGCAUUCCAUAGGGUUGUGUAGGCUCUAUAGUCUUAAUUAAAUCUUAACUGGGUCUGUAUGAACACUAUUGAAUACCCACUCUCUUGCUCUCUGUACAAGGAAAUACUAUUAAACUCCUGGCUCAUUUGUUAGUGCUGCAGUAGUUACAUGUAUGAUAGGUUAAAUCCCAGAGCCUACAAAUUUAGACUCCCUCCAAAGAGGGAGAUGGGUUGAAUUGAACGUUCCCAUAUUUUACAUGUUAAAUUUCCUAUAAAAAAGGGAAAUGAAAGGGUUGUUUAUGUUGUAAGUGAUAUUUUUCAGAAUGUAGAUAAAGGGCAUAACUGUAUAUGUGUCAGCCAGCACUUUAUACCAAAAGCACUGUACAUUUGGCAUGUUUUAUGCUUUAUGUGGGUGGGAAGGAGGAGGUUAUUGUUUAAUACAUGGUCAGUGGACUAUAUGUGGAAACUGGUUUGUGGCCAUUUUAUAAUUAAUUAUCUUGGAUAAAUUAGAUAAUCUCUUGAAAUUAAUUCAACGUAUGCAUUUAAAAAAAAAUACUUCCAGGAUCCAACCAAUGUAGAUUCACAACCAUAGUAAACUCAAUUAGACAGACCAUUUGAAUUGAAACAGCAUAUAUGGUCAUGCUCUAGUGUAAGAAUACUUUGUGAAAAUAUGGGAUAUUUUUCUGCUGUAAGUUCUUUUAUUUCUCAUAUGGUUUUUUUUCUUCAGAGUAUAAUAUUUUAUAAUACUAGAGUGAUUAUAGAAUUAUUUAUGUUAUUCCUGCUCUCAUUAUUUGAAAAUGAUUUGAUAUGUUUGUGAGCCUUUGUAUAUACUGCCAUGAUUGUUUUUCUUUAAAUGCAGUACCUUGGCCGGGCCAUGUACAAAUCCUACAAAUUGUUAUGUUGAUUGGAUGAAAAUCUGCUCUAUGUGUACAUGCCAUGUACAGAGUAAUCUGAUUAUCAUCAUUUCUUGGAAAUGAGAUGAUUAAAAUAGUGUUCAAAAUGCUUUUAUUACAAUUAGGCCUUAUUCACAGUAUGUAUAAACUAUUACAAUGAUUUCAUAAAAGAGCUAGCAUGCACAGAGUACAUUAGAUAUGUAUGUCAUCUUGUAGGUGAUGACCUCAUGAUUAUGUUGAUAAGGUACACGUAUGUCUUAGAUUAGCAGUUUCCUCCUUCAUGGAAAUAAACUUUGAUUUUUUAGGUAAUGAUCCAAGGAAAUGUUUGUUGGUGCUGAACCUUCAGUGAUAUCAAUUUACUCAGCUCAUAAUAACCCUAUCUGUGGUAUGAAGUUCCUCUUAUAUGGGAUAAUAAAGGAUCCACAACUAAUUUUACCCAGGGGGUGUAAAAGUACUUUCCAGCAGUCCUUGAAUUUGAUAAUACAAUCCUAUAUCUUUCAAAAAUAAUUUUUAGUAAGAAAAUUAAUAUUGGUCACACAUCAUUUAUUACAGGAAAGUGUCCUCUAUUUUCAAAAGUCAAAGGCAGUAAGGCUACAGGGAUACUUAUUGAUGUAAUGUCUUAUUUCAUAGGAGUGGUUUAUAUAUAUUUUUUUCAUUGUUGCAAUGCUUGAAUCUGUGCGCCGUUCAUGUAACAAAGAUACAUGUACAUCAUGUAAAUGUGAGCAACCAUUUAGUGUGGAUACUUUCCCAAUCUUGUCAUACCUCAGAAAGUGCAUUAUGAUGAGCUUUCUUGUAAAGAAAAAGAAGAAAUCAAAAAGAAAUAAUAAUUGGAAAAACAAUUGUAGCAAAGUCAUAGAAAGGAAUGCUAUGUAUUGAGAUAACUCAUGAUUGAUUUCUGGUGUGUUUUUUUCCUUUUGGUUGCAUUUGGUAUUUUGUGUCGUUUCAAAUGCAAAUGCCAUUCUAGUCAUCUUCAUUGUGAAAUGUGAAUGGUACAUAUCAAUGUAUAAUAUCUGGUUGCAUCACACCUGUGUCUAUUAUGUGGCUCCAGCCUCCAGGUCCAGGAUAAACAUAUGCAUGAUGCUCGCUAAUUUAACUUCAUGAGCCAAAAAUUGUUUGUGAGGGCAGGGGGAGGAUGAGACUGAUACAUGUUCUAGUCUACCUAAUUGGGUUAACAGAUUUUGAGACUUCUUGGUAAUUAAUUGACCAUUUCAGAUUGUGUGCAACCCAUCUGAGUUAACUUGUAAAAAUAUUAUUUUGUUUGAUAAACUUAUGAGCAUAUUUUAUUUAACAAUACUUAAUACAUUUAUUUACAAUUGUAAAAUACAUCAGCCACCAAAGAAUGUUGAGCUCCCCCUCCCCCCCACCCCUCCUCUGGAAACUUCAACUUAUUGUUAUGCUAGCUACAUGUUUUUGUAAAAAUUGAGAAGCACUCAUUUACAUAUGCAGAUCUGCAUGCAACGCAAAUCAUAUGUACAUUUGAAAUACAUGUAUGAAAUACUCUGUGCAUUGUACGCAAGUUUCCACAGAAGGGGUGGUUAAAACUACUUUGUGUAUACCCUCAUUUUCAGCGUGUAUGUUAAUCAUGACAACCCCCCCCCCCCCCAUAAGGUAAUAUCCUCUAUAAAAUGUUAAGACUUGUGCAGUUUAACAAACACCCAUAUUUUCUAUUUUUAAGAUUGAGAAGAAUUCCUCCCUAAGGUCCGCAAUAGAAAAUGGUGUUCCUCUGUACUUUAGUAAUUUACACUCUCCACAUUUUUUCUUUUUGUAUGAGAAAUUACAAUAUUAUAUUUAUACUGUAAAUUUUUGAUUGAAGCAAUUCUGAUUCAAAUGUUUAAAGAUGCAAUUGUUUUUUUUUGGCAUAAAUGAUGUGAGAGGAAGAUGUUGAGGUGUAUGUGUUUUAGGUGCCAAGAUUCUAUGUUCAUGUUUCUUUCAUUGCUUCACAUAACAAUCCAUAAAGAUUAUCAUUUUUAUUUCAUAACAGGUUUGUGUGUCUAAUCAUAGAGUCUGUAUGUAUCUGCUUUUCUUGUUAACAUGUGUUUAAAAAGGAAAAUAUAUUGCAUUUGGUACAAGUAUGAUUAUUGGAAUGAAUUGUUGCUAUAUAUAUUGAACUUUUUUGGUUACCACCUAAACACAUGUUAUUCCUUGGAGAGGGAACUGAUGGAUAGUCAAGAAAAAUUGUAUUCCUGUUUAUGUAAACAAGUCUUGUCAAUGUAUCCUUGCUCUUUAAGUAUUUGAAAAUAAAUUGCUUCAUGGCUGUUACAAAUUAAACAAUGAUAAA